AGCAAACACAUUAAAACCCUAGCUCCUAGCAGAGCUACCUUAAUUAGCAGCAAGCCAUGGCGACCACGACGGCGAUGCAGCUGCUGGGUCGUCGUCUAAGCUGCUGCUGCUUGUUGGUGGCCGUGUGCCUGGCGGCGUUUGCCGUCGUGCCGUCGGCUUCCCAGCCGAGCUUGACGGUGGCCACCCCGUCGAGUAAGAAUAAGAACACGCAGCUCAAGUGCACCAACACCAAGACUAACAGGACCACUUGCACGGUCAGCUGCAACAACCGAUGCCCUCACAAGUGCCUCAUCCAGUGCCCCAGCUGCAAGACCUUCUGCCUGUGCGACUUCUACCCCGGCGUGUCCUGCGGCGACCCUCGCUUCACCGGCGCCGACGGCAACAACUUCUACUUCCACGGCAAGAAGGACAAGGACUUCUGCGUCGUCUCCGACGCCCACCUCCACAUCAACGCCCACUUCAUCGGCAAGCGCAACCCCGCCAUGAGCCGCGACUUCACCUGGAUCCAGGCCCUCGGCAUCCGCUUCGCCCACCACCGCCUCUACGUCGGCGCCGUCAAGACCGCCAAGUGGGACGCCGCCGCCGACCACCUCACCAUCGCCUUCGACGACGAGGACGUCGCGCUGCCCCGCUUCGUCGGCUCCAGGUGGGCGCCGCCCACCGCGCCGGCGCUCUCCGUCACCAGGACCGCGCAGGUCAACACCGUCGUCGUCGAGCUCAGGGGCGUCUUCCGCAUCAUGGCCAACGUCGUGCCCAUCACGGCCGAGGACUCGCGGAUCCACAACUACGGCGUCACCGACGACGACAGCCUGGCGCACCUGGACCUCGGCUUCAAGUUCUACGACCUCACCGACGACGUCCACGGCGUCCUCGGCCAGACCUAUCGCCCUGAUUACGUCAACAAGCUCGACGUCAAGUCCAACAUGCCGGUCAUGGGUGGCGCGCCGGACUACCUCUCCUCCGGCUUGUUCUCCGCGGACUGCGCCGUCGCACGGUUUGGCCGCCGCCAAGAGGCCGCCGCCGCAAGCAUCGGAGGACCGGCUAUUGCGAUGGUCACCGACGACAUGGAAUAAUUAAUACAUCGACGAUCUGCAUCGCCCGGCUGGCACCUGGCAUGCAUGCAUGCACGUACUACUGGCCCAUCAUCGAUAACGCAGAAUGCAUGCAGUAAUAACCACGACACAGUAGUAUAUAUGUAGUCAUAUAUAUUUUUCCAUGACGAUUUGGAAGAAAGACAAGAUCAGAAGAAAUAAGCAGCAGCUAGCUAGCUAGCUGGUUCAAUUUCAAACCUUUCAUCUGUAUACACAUAUAUCUUCUACAGCAUGCAUGAAUCGACCCACCAAGACGAUGAUUGAUCACGGUUGUAAUCCAUUAUAUAUGAAAUUACAGUGUGCUGGUCUGGUAUUCA
Panicum hallii is the source of this 1408-nucleotide messenger RNA. RefSeq lists its product as uncharacterized. NCBI's taxonomy places the organism in Eukaryota, Viridiplantae, Streptophyta, Magnoliopsida, Poales, Poaceae. The record is from RefSeq and is a predicted model, not a curated record. The transcript has 2 exons. Bases 57 to 1073 code for a protein of 338 amino acids.